Messenger RNA from Callorhinchus milii (elephant shark), 3603 nucleotides. Its product is annotated as adipolin. The record is from RefSeq and is a predicted model, not a curated record. The transcript has 8 exons. Bases 765 to 1727 code for a protein of 320 amino acids. Lineage: Eukaryota; Metazoa; Chordata; Chondrichthyes; Chimaeriformes; Callorhinchidae. Gene Ontology annotation, molecular function: hormone activity. Gene Ontology annotation, biological process: positive regulation of insulin receptor signaling pathway; positive regulation of D-glucose import across plasma membrane; negative regulation of gluconeogenesis.
UGAGAGACAGUCUGUAGUCUGGGAGGGCUGUGGUGGAGAAUGAGGCGGGAGCAGAUCAGAUAUUUACAGAGAAAGAAACACCAGCAGAGGCAGACAGACAGACAGAGAGAGUGAGCAACCUCUGCACAUUCAGCUGAAGCAAAUGAGAGGCAGAAUCACCUGAAGAACAGAGAGAAGGCAUCAGUUCCCACAGCAAGACUACACAGUGGAAAAUUUCACUGCCUCUUAAAGCAAAGCUCUCCCUCAAAUUAAAACCUACAAUGAUGAGAAGUGAAGGGUCUGUUGAUGUAGCUGAGCUGAAAUUACCAGCAGGGUGGUUUUCUGAGGCGCUUCUCUGAGACAGUGGGCAGUGGAUUAAUCACCAUUGAUUCUCAAGACACAUUAUCCAAAUGGACCUGAGCAACAAAUAACCAAAGAGGGAGAGACCAGCGAUCACUAAUAGCAAUAUCCAGGGGAAACGAAAACUUGUCCCUCUUGAACUUGCUUCAGGAGAUCAAUUUAUUUUUUUGUACUAAACGACAAAGUUUGUGAAUGAGAAUUAACAGUGAGAAGAGGAGCCAUUGGAAUGUGAAUGCUGGUUAAGACUUAGCCUAGAGAUUCGAAGACUCCUCCAAUAAGAAAUCUUCUUUACAUGCUGGAUCUUAGUCUUGGUUGCAGUGACCAGCGCAUUGAGUCCAUAAUCUCCAGGCAAACAUUUUCAACCCCAAUAUUUAUAUUUUUUUAACUAUUUAUCUUCUGGUGGGCAGGACCGUGCACGGGGACAAAUGGCAUUGAUUCUUACUGUUACACUGUGUGUGUAUUUCAUGUUGAUUAAGCCAUCACUGGCAGAUCGGGCUGGCAUUAGGUCCAUGGACAGAAAAACUCCGCCACCUGACAAAGAUCUGGAAGAAAUAAUAAACGUUCCAGAGUUCACCGGCCGGCAGUUACCAGACACUGUGGUGGACCCACAUGACACUUGGCUUCUUUUCGUAGAACAUUCAGAGAAAGGGGGUAACGACAGGAGGAGAAACAAGGGAAAAAUGAAAAAAACACAGCAUGGUCUUCCAGGGCCAGCUGGCCCUCCGGGACCCCAGGGCCCACCAGGGCCGCCCGGGGCUGUGGUCACAAAGGAAGAGUUGCUACAGGAAUUCAAAGAGAUGGUGAAAGAAGUAGUUGAAGAAAGAAACAGGUUCGCACUGCAAGAAAAGUGCCAGGAAUGUUCCGGAAUGGAGGACAACCUGAGAUCUCCUACUUCCCUACCUUGGGCGCUGGGCCCAUAUCGCAGGCUGGAGGCCGGCUUCCACUGUAAGCUCAAGGAUGACAUGGCCGUGGACAGGAGGAGUAUGAGGGAGCUGCAGAACUUUCAUAUCCCUGAGAAAGAUGGUGUAUUUCUACGAGGAAUUGGCCUGAAUCUGACCAGCGGUCUGUACGUGGCCCCACUCACUGGAUUUUAUCAGUUCUCCGCAAACAUCCAUAUCGAACACAGGGAACACCAGAGAAGGCGGCACACACGAACUCACGAUAACAUUCGAGUGCUCAUCUGUAUCGAAUCUCUCUGUCAGAAUAAUGCCUCCCUGGAAGCAGUUUAUGGCCUGGAUGGUAACAGCAACAUUUUCACUAUGUUUGUCAGUGGUGCCCUCUAUCUGCAGGCAUUGCAGUACAUUUCUGUAUUUGUUGAAAAUGGAUCCAGCUCUCCCGUCACCAUUCAAAAUGGCUCAGAUUUCACAGGAAUCCUCCUGGGCAUGUAAAAACAGUUGUUGUCUCCGGUACCUGAGCCUGCCUGAACCCCUUCCCUCCCUCCCUCCCCAUCCAUGCCUCACUUUGCCCCGCAUGCCAUAUCGACCAGGAAGCAGACUUAUUGUAACACUGAGAAAAGAAAGGACGAGCUCAAGGAGUGCUGGAGAUCAGAAGACAUUAGCUGGAUUUUUGAUCUAAAUCCUUUGGAUAUUAUGGAGAAAUGUUUUCAUGUAUUGUUCUUACAUUUUUUUCUCUGGAUCAGUGCCUAGCCUGUCGGUCACUCGGUCGGGUCCUUUCAAAACUCUUACAAUGCCAGGAAGCUGUUUGCAAUUUGAAGUGGCCUUAUGGAUUUCUAGUAAUUUGAGUAUUUUCAGGAUGAGGAGGCCGUGUUUUUAUCAAGAGUGCAAACUCCAUGGGGCUUUUUAACUCUCCCCUCCCGCCCUAUGUUCUGUGACUUAAAACGAAAUACACCGUACACCGCGCUUUCCUUCCUGGAAGUCUGUCCCCAAAAGGUUCCUGCUUACAAAUCCUCUUUUUUGAAAACAAAAUAGUUUAUGAAAUUUUCAAGUCACAAACCUGCUGCCCUGUUCUAAGCCUCCUUCUGAGGUUUUGUACAUCUGUUUCUUGCUGCUUUGGGUUUUGUAUUAGUCCUUUGCUAAUUACGCUGCUCAAUCCUGCUACAGGCACCAACAGCAGUCAAGCUGUCGUAUUGUUUUCAAGAAACAAAAAUCACGGCUUUUGAUGAAUUUCUACAAAUUAGCAGGUUUGUGUGAUAGAAGUUUCCUUAUUGUCACAUCUUUUUCCAGAGUAUUGGAAAACUGGUUGACAUUUAUGAUUGGCAAGAGUAACAGUUUUCAAACCCAUAUGAAUGUACCACUGUAAGGCAAACACUUAAACUCCCCUGGUGGCUUAGAAAGUAAAAGUAAGGAACUUGAGCCAAACAAACCAGAAAGGACCCAGGUUCAGGUCAACACCGUGAUAAACUAGUUGAUUUGGGAGCUACAAUUGGCCACAUGCAUGGGCUCAGGAGGGGAGAAAAAUUAACAGGAGGUCCUGCUUCUACUUACUAACCAGUGCCUCCUGCUGGGAAAUGCACGUUGGUGGCUAUCAGGUGGAGGACAGCAUCAGCCUCAACCAACAUGCCCCCAAAGUUGAACCUCACUGUCACAGACAGUCAUUGAUUCGACACAGAUACUUGGGAAAAUGGAAAAAUCAGAUUUCAUAUUGCCUGAGAUUACAGGAUCACUCACCGAUUUCCAUCAUCCGUGAUUUUGUUCGGAUGCACAAAAGGAAAAGGUCCAGGAUCUUGUGGAUCAGCACAUAUUACAAAGCAUUCAGUAUUGAUCUUUGAGUGCUUGUUUCACAAUGUUCCACUCUGUAGUUUGCUAAUCCCAAUAACCCAAAUUCGGAAGGCUUCCCUUGAAGAACAAAGGUCAAAUUGCAGAGUGAGUAACUCCAAAGGGCUCAUCACACAUCUCUCAUUGGCAUUGAUGAAGUCCAACGUCAAUCUAUGUGAUGAGAAAUGGUGUGUUCUGUAGGAGAUGUUAAAGAAGGGAACAAAAUAUAAGUAAAUACCGAACAUGCAUUGGGGAGAGACUGUUUGCAGAAUGCAAACCAUAGAUUAAUGAAAGGGCACAUUACUAACCAUUGAUCAGCUUGUUCAUAAGAGAUUACUUUCUGCGGCAAUUUUAAGUUUAGUUACGUGGAGGUUGAUGAUUGUUGGAUUGAUGCUGAUGGUUUUAUGAUCCUGUAUAAAAUGAAACAAUCAACAGGAAAAAAAAAAGGAAGGGAAAUAGUAGAUCGGGAAUCAGAGAGGGACAAACAGACUGGAUUUGAUAGAGGUGGGGAAUCCUGCGCAAAGAAAGGAUUAAGAGAGGAAAUGAGAAA